GAGAGACAAAAUAAAAACAAGAACAAACUGAAAAUAAACAUAAAUUCCUGAUUAAAAUGGAUAAACUAACGACAAUUAGUGCAACGCUCUUUAUGGCGGCCGAUGUGUUUGCGAUCGUAAGUCUGGCGCUGCCCGAUUGGAUUAUCACAGAGUCCGGAACGGGUGACAUUCGACUGGGACUGAUGUGGACCUGCAUGACGCUAUAUAACCGACCCCAGGUGUGCUACACCCCCGACCUGCAGCCGGAAUGGCUAAUCGCCCUGAUCUGCAUCUUUGUGGGCUGCAUCUGCGUGACCACCACGGUGAUUCUGCUGGCCUCGUCCUCUUGCAACCGGAAUGUGAUUCCCUACGCCCGCUGGGUGGGCUUCACGGCCAUGGUGCUCUUCUGCAUGGCGGCCGUCGUCUUCCCGCUGGGAUUCCACGUGGAGGAGAUCGGCGGUCAGGCCUACCAGCUGCCCAACACCUUUAAGAUCGGCAUAUCCUACAUCAUGUUCGUCCUGGCCCUCUGGAUCACCGUCGUCUCCGAGCUAUUCGCCGGCAAGGUCUGCCUGCCGCACUUCUAGAGACGCGACGACGGCAUCGCUAGAUUCCUGAUUUCAUUUGCCGUUUGCUGUGUGAUUUGUUAUACCUUUUGUUUCUCCCUGAUUUAUCUCGCCAUCAAUCGAUUGGAUUGAGUCCCGUCCUAUAUUCUAGUUUGUUUAAGUAUUUCAUCUCGUUUUCGAGCUGGAAACUCAAAAAAUACCUGUAUUUAGAGAAUCUCUCUAGCGUCAUCCUGCUAAACAAUAUUUUUAGAACCCACUUUUGUCUUGGUACUGAUUUGUAUUUCGAAUAUUCGUGCAGUAUUCCAGCUCAAGAACCGAGAGCCUGUGUUUAGAUGAAUCUCCCGAAAUAGGCGUAGUUUUAAGACCAUUUAGUUAGUACGUCUUUGUUAUACGAAUAUACAUAUGGUAUUUCAACA
This is a messenger RNA of Drosophila takahashii, 958 nucleotides long. RefSeq lists its product as uncharacterized. NCBI's taxonomy places the organism in Eukaryota, Metazoa, Arthropoda, Insecta, Diptera, Drosophilidae. Gene Ontology annotation, biological process: negative regulation of smoothened signaling pathway. The record is from RefSeq and is a predicted model, not a curated record. Gene Ontology annotation, cellular component: Golgi apparatus; ciliary membrane.